Molecule: messenger RNA, 1029 nt
Organism: Eublepharis macularius
Lineage: Eukaryota; Metazoa; Chordata; Lepidosauria; Squamata; Eublepharidae
Product: olfactory receptor 6-like
Exons: 1
Coding region: 1-1029 (342 amino acids)
Biological process (GO): G protein-coupled receptor signaling pathway
Cellular component (GO): membrane
Molecular function (GO): olfactory receptor activity; G protein-coupled receptor activity
Source: RefSeq, a predicted model, not a curated record
AUGGUGAGUGAGAAUACAACUAUAGUGACACACUUCAUCAUUUUGGGAUUCCCAGGUCUGAAGAAACUUCAGCUUCUUGCAUUUACUGUGGGGUUGAUUGUCUACAUCUUGACCUUUUGUGGACACUUCAUCAUUAUUACUAUAGUACGUAUUGAACAACGCCUCCACACUCCCAUGUACUUCUUCCUCAGUAACUUUUCUUUCCUGGAGAUAUGGUACUCCUCUAAUAUUGUUCCCAAGAUGCUAGAAGUCUUUUUGGACAAAAACACAUCUAUCACUUAUGCUGGCUGUAUUACCCAGCUGUAUAUCUUUAUUACCCUAGGAACAGCAGAAUGUUUCAUUCUGGCAAUCAUGGCGUAUGAUCGUUACUUAGCCAUAUGCAACCCUCUGCGCUAUCCAACUCUCAUGACUAACAAACUGAGUCUUCAACUGGCUCUAUGUUCUUGGGUUGGUGCUGUCAUUAUCAACAUUCCACCACUUGUCUCAAUUUGUAGACUGCCAUUUUGUGGGCCCAAUGAAAUCAAUCACUUCUUUUGUGAUGUACCCCCUUUAUUGAAACUCUCUUGCCUAAACCCACAUGAAGCUGAACUGUCCAGUUUCAUGGUGGCCACCAGCGUCAUUGUUACUUCUUUCUUCCUCAUAUUGGUGUCUUACAUCUUCAUUAUAAUCACUGUUUUGAAAAUCCCCUCCUCUGCUGGACGCCAAAAAGCUUUCUCAACUUGUGGGUCUCAUUUGGCUGUGGUGACUAUUUUCUAUAGCACCCUGAUGUUUAUGUAUGUGCGUCCAACAUCCAACUUUUCAGUUGAUUCCGUGAACUUUAACAAAGUCAUAUCUAUGUUCUACACUGUUAUCACCCCCAUGCUAAACCCAAUCAUUUACUGCUUGAGAAACAAGGAGGUCAAAGAUGCUCUAUGGAAAGCAACUGGGAGAAAGGGUAUGCUUGCGGAAAGGUCAAGUAUCAUAAAAACAGGGAUGAUGAGAGAUGCCGAUAAGAAUGAUAUAUGGAAAACCAAUUUGAAGAGAGGGUGA